AUGGGUGAGAGUCCACCACCUUGCGGUAUUAUGAACUUAAAUCUUUCUAUCGGCAGCAGCAGCAGCAGCACCCCCUCCCCCCCCUCCUCCUCCUCCUCCUCCACCCUUGGAAGACAAUUUGUACCGCGUAUCACUUUUAAUAUAAAUGGGCCGGCAGCCUAUCAGUUGGAAGCCAUUCGCUGCAGCACAGCACUAUACGAUCAACCGGCCCGGCCAGCGCCGACGAGGGACGACCAGCUCACCAUGACUAGCAACCACUCCGUCUGCCGGCGAUCGUGCGCCAACGUGCUGGUGCUGCUGCUCGGUGCGACCGUGAUAUGUCCGGCGUACGGCAUCAUCGACCGGCUGGUGGUGCAGACCAGCAGUGGGCCGAUACGCGGCCGCUCGACCAUGGUGCAGGGGCGCGAGGUGCACGUCUUCAAUGGGGUCCCGUUCGCCAAACCGCCGGUCGACGGGCUGCGCUUCAAGAAGCCUGUCCCCGCCGAACCGUGGCACGGGGUGCUCGAUGCAACCAGAUUACCUCCGUCGUGCAUACAGGAACGGUAUGAGUAUUUCCCCGGCUUCGCUGGCGAAGAGAUGUGGAAUCCCAAUACCAACGUUUCUGAAGACUGUCUGUAUCUGAACAUCUGGGUGCCAACGAAAACUCGCCUCCGACAUGGCAGGGGUCUGAACUUUGGCAGCAAUGACUACUUCCAGGACGACGACGACUUUCAGCGCCAGCACCAAUCGAAGGGCGGUCUGGCGAUGCUGGUGUGGAUCUACGGCGGUGGCUUCAUGAGUGGCACCUCCACGCUGGACAUCUACAACGCCGAGAUACUGGCGGCCGUCGGUAACGUCAUCGUCGCGUCGAUGCAGUAUCGCGUGGGCGCGUUCGGCUUCCUCUACCUGGCACCGUACAUCAACGGCUACGAGGAGGACGCUCCGGGUAACAUGGGUCUGUGGGAUCAGGCGCUAGCGAUACGGUGGCUGAAGGAAAACGCCAAAGCGUUCGGUGGCGACCCGGAUCUCAUCACGCUGUUCGGUGAGUCCGCUGGCGGCAGCUCGGUCAGCCUGCACCUGAUGUCGCCCGUCACCCGGGGUCUGUCCCGGCGUGGCAUCCUACAGUCGGGCACACUGAACGCCCCGUGGAGCCACAUGACCGCCGAGAAAGCGCUACACAUUGCCGAGGGCCUCAUCGACGACUGCAACUGUAACCUCACGAUGCUGAAGGACUCGCCCAGCACGGUCAUGCAGUGUAUGCGGAAUGUCGACGCCAAAACCAUCUCCGUGCAGCAGUGGAACUCCUACUCCGGUAUACUGGGAUUCCCGUCCGCGCCGACCAUCGAUGGGGUCUUCAUGACCGCGGACCCGAUGACAAUGCUGCGCGAGGCGAACUUGGAAGGAAUCGACAUCCUGGUCGGCAGCAAUCGCGAUGAAGGCACAUACUUCCUCCUGUAUGACUUCAUCGACUACUUUGAGAAGGAUGCGGCCACCUCGCUGCCCCGGGACAAGUUCUUAGAGAUCAUGAACACCAUCUACAACAAAGCAUCCGAGCCGGAACGCGAAGCUAUCAUAUUCCAGUAUACGGGUUGGGAGAGUGGAAACGACGGCUACCAGAACCAGCAUCAGGUGGGCCGGGCGGUUGGCGACCACUUCUUCAUCUGCCCGACCAACGAGUUCGCUCUCGGGUUGACGGAACGCGGCGCCUCGGUCCACUAUUACUUCUUCACGCACCGCACCAGUACCUCUCUCUGGGGAGAAUGGAUGGGCGUUUUGCAUGGCGACGAGGUGGAGUACAUCUUCGGCCAGCCGAUGAACGCGUCGCUGCAGUAUCGUCAGCGGGAGCGGGACCUGAGCCGGCGUAUGGUCCUGUCGGUGAGCGAGUUCGCACGGACGGGCAACCCGGCACUGGAGGGGGAACACUGGCCGCUCUACACGCGCGAAAAUCCGAUCUACUUCAUCUUCAACGCCGAAGGGGAGGACGAUCUGCGCGGCGAGAAGUAUGGCCGCGGUCCGAUGGCCACCUCGUGCGCCUUUUGGAACGACUUUCUGCCGAGGUUGCGCGCCUGGUCCGUGCCCUCGAAGAGUCCGUGCAACUUGGUCGAGGCCGUCUCGCAGGGCAGCAGAACCGGGGCGACGUUGCUGCACUUCGUCGCGAUGCUGACCCUACUCCUGUCCCUCGUGAACUAA
Molecule: messenger RNA, 2169 nt
Organism: Anopheles coustani
Lineage: Eukaryota; Metazoa; Arthropoda; Insecta; Diptera; Culicidae
Product: acetylcholinesterase
Exons: 14
Coding region: 1-2169 (722 amino acids)
Biological process (GO): choline metabolic process; acetylcholine catabolic process in synaptic cleft
Cellular component (GO): plasma membrane
Molecular function (GO): acetylcholinesterase activity
Source: RefSeq, a predicted model, not a curated record